AUGUUUCAAAGAACGAUUAAACCAACUACAGCAUUACUGAGCCGUACAACAUCUAGAGUAUCAGGUGCCACUUUAAUGGCUAAGAGAACUAAAGUGACGCUACCAGAUUUAGAUUGGGAUUUUGGUGAUUUAGAACCUCACAUUAGUGGUCAAAUCAAUGAGAUACAUUAUACUAAGCAUCAUCAAACGUACGUUAAUGGGUAUAAUGCCGCAGUGGAACAAUUUGAAGAUUUGAAACCUAAAUUGGAUACUAAUCCUGUGGAGAUUAGUCAAAAAUUGAUUGCUUUGCAACAAAAUAUUAAGUUCCAUGGGGGUGGGUUUACUAACCAUUGUUUGUUUUGGAAGAAUUUGGCUCCAGAGAAAAAUGGAGGUGGUGAACCACCAAUGGAAUCAAGUGCUUUGGCUAAACAGAUCAAGGAACAAUAUGGAUCUUUGGAUAACUUGAUUAAAGUAACUAACGAGAAAUUAGCUGGAGUACAAGGGUCAGGUUGGGCUUUCAUUGUUAAGAAUGUUAGCAAUGGUGGUAAAUUGGAUGUAGUUCAAACAUACAAUCAAGAUACAGUUACUGGUGUUUUGAAACCAAUAGUAGCCAUUGAUGCCUGGGAACAUGCUUAUUACUUGCAAUAUCAAAAUCAAAAGGCAGACUAUUUCAAAGCAAUUUGGAAUGUUAUCAAUUGGAAAGAAGCUGCUAGAAGAUUUGACAAGGCCUGA
Naumovozyma dairenensis CBS 421 is the source of this 711-nucleotide messenger RNA. RefSeq names its product superoxide dismutase SOD2 (gene SOD2). Lineage: Eukaryota; Fungi; Ascomycota; Saccharomycetes; Saccharomycetales; Saccharomycetaceae. Gene Ontology annotation, cellular component: mitochondrion. Gene Ontology annotation, molecular function: metal ion binding; superoxide dismutase activity. Gene Ontology annotation, biological process: superoxide metabolic process. Bases 1 to 711 code for a protein of 236 amino acids. The record is from RefSeq and is a predicted model, not a curated record. The transcript has a single exon.